Molecule: messenger RNA, 1755 nt
Organism: Penicillium robsamsonii
Lineage: Eukaryota; Fungi; Ascomycota; Eurotiomycetes; Eurotiales; Aspergillaceae
Gene: sidI
Product: putative long-chain-fatty-acid-CoA ligase
Exons: 5
Coding region: 1-1755 (584 amino acids)
Biological process (GO): fatty acid metabolic process
Molecular function (GO): medium-chain fatty acid-CoA ligase activity
Source: RefSeq, a predicted model, not a curated record
AUGGCGGCCCCAAGAAGUGUACAGCGCUUGCAGCAGACACUAUCGCAUGUACAGCCUCCUAUUAGUCCACAGCUGUCUCUUGUCGCAGGCCCGACGGAGCCACAGCUGCUGGACAUUACCUUGGGUGAACUGUUGACACUUCAAGCACUACAGUAUGGAAGAAUUGAGUGUUUGGUCUUCCCCUGGACCGGUGCGCGAUGGACAUACGGCCAGCUGAAAGAUGAGACCGAUCGUUUAGCUCGGGGAAUGUUGGCUUCGGGUAUUCAAAAAGGCGAUCGCAUUGGAAUUAUGGCGGGCAAUUGUGAGCAAUACAUCUCGGUGUUCUUUGCGGCCGCACGAGUUGGGGCUAUAUUGGUCGUCUUGAACAAUACGUACACCCCCUCCGAGCUGUAUUACGCUCUAAAUCACAGUGAAUGCCGAAUGCUUUUCAUGACACCACGCAUUGGACGUCAUAAUCUCGAGGAGGUCCUCAUCGAACUCGGCCCUAAUCCUAAAAAGGCCGCGACUUCAGAAUCACUGGAGGAAAUCGUCAUUCUCCGCGAGAGAUACAACAACUUCACCACCUAUCAUGAUGUCAUGGAACGCGGUCUGUCGCAGGCUGCACAUGUGCUUCAGGACCGCGAGGCCGAGUUACGACCGGAUGAUGUCUGCAAUCUACAAUUCACUAGCGGUUCAACAGGCAGCCCUAAAGCUGCCAUGUUGACACACCACAACUUGGUUAAUAACUCGCGGUUUAUCGGUGAUCGCAUGAACCUCACCUCUUUUGAUGUUUUGUGCUGCCCGCCGCCCUUGUUCCACUGCUUUGGGCUGGUUCUGGGCAUGCUCGCGGUGGUCACCCAUGGCUCCAAGAUUGUUUUCCCUAGCGAAACCUUCGACCCAAAGGCGGUUCUGCAUGCCAUCUCCGACGAGAAAUGCACUGCUCUACACGGUGUUCCAACUAUGUUUGAGGCGAUCCUUGCCGUUCCCAAGCCCCCCAACUUUGACACCUCGAACCUCCGCACAGGCAUCAUUGCUGGGGCUCCAGUCCCGCGGCCACUCAUGAAGCGGCUUUUCGCAGAAUUGAAUAUGACUGAAUACACCAGUAGCUACGGUCUCACGGAGGCCUCGCCCACUUGCUUCAAUGCUUUCACCACCGAUAGCAUCAACACUAGAUUGACCACCGUCGGAAAGGUCAUGCCCCAUGCUCGGGCGAAGAUUAUCGAUGCACAGGGAAACAUCGUUCCCGUUGGUCAGCGUGGUGAACUUUGCAUGGCCGGUUAUCAGCUCACCAAGGGAUACUGGCAUAACCCGGAGAAGACGGCAGAGACAUUCACCACCGAUGCCGAGGGUGUCAAAUGGCUCAAGACAGGCGACGAAGCUUCUUUUAAUGCAGAAGGGUACUGCACCAUCACUGGUCGUUUCAAAGACAUCAUCAUUCGUGGUGGUGAGAACAUAUAUCCUCUCGAGAUCGAAGAACGAUUGACCGCACAUCCCUCAAUUGAGUUAGCAUCCGUGAUUGGUAUUCCCGACCCCAAAUACGGCGAGGUCGUUGGAGCAUUCAUCGCGAUCGCGUCGGGCGCCGGUCGUCCGACUGACGAUGAAUUGCGCACAUGGACACGUGAGACUUUGGGUCGACACAAAGCUCCGCAGCAUGUGUUUGUAUUUGGAGAAGAGGGGGCUUCAGGCACGGUUCCUGUAACGGGAAGCGGCAAAGUUCGCAAAGUGGAGCUACGGCAAAUGGCAAUGACGGUGCUGACUGAGCGCCAGAACGCAUGA